Molecule: messenger RNA, 3684 nt
Organism: Neltuma alba
Lineage: Eukaryota; Viridiplantae; Streptophyta; Magnoliopsida; Fabales; Fabaceae
Exons: 5
Coding region: 245-3412 (1055 amino acids)
Source: RefSeq, a predicted model, not a curated record
UUUAGGAUACACAUGAUUUUCAAACUCACAGAAACCUCACCCCAUUGUGUUUGCUUCUUGAUGACAGAAUUAACACUUCACCCAACUCUGAUAGCACCCUCUUACCCAUUAAAGAAGCAGAACAUUCCCUUCUUUUUCGUACCUGAAAAAUGUAAGCCACACACAUUGUAAAGCAAUCCAUUCUUCCAUAUUGCAAAGCUUGCAGUGUCAGAAGGCAAACGGCUCUAGUUUCAACCAGAAGAAGAUGGCCAAGAGAUCAGAUUUUGCACAGAAACUGCUUGAUGAUUUGCGUUUAAGGAAAGAACGAAUGAAUGCAUCUCAGAAAUCAAGCCAAUCCAAACAGCCUCCUGUAGAUGCAUAUGCAUAUUCCAAGCAAACGCAAAGGGGAUCCAGGAGUUAUAAAGGAAGCGAAAGUGUUAGUUCCAGAACUGGGAACAUGCCAAAUAGGGCCAGCAGAAGCCAUAGAUCAACAAAAACCGGAGAAGUUUCAAAUCAGAUUGUUCCAUAUGGGACAGUUCAGAGGUUGGAGCAAAGUGGUGAUAUGUCCUUAGCCCUGGCUUUUCCAUUUGAGAAUGGAGGGAAAAUAAGAGGAACUGAUUCUUUCACUGGUUCAAUCAUGAGUUUCUUUAGCCAGCUUAAAAAGGGAACAUUGAGCUUUGGCAAGAUGGAACGACGAGGCAAUUCGGGUCGAGAAUUAGCUUCAGCUAGUCAGUUCCCUGCUCUCUCUCCUGUGCAGAUAAAUGAGAUAUACAAAGGUGCACAGAAAUUAAACCAGAUAUUAAGUGCCUCCAACUCCAAUGGUCUUACCAUAGAUAGACAGUCAAUAGAAUUUGCAAAGGAAUUAUUGCAAGGUGCUAUAAAUUUGGAGGAGUCCCUCAGGAUCAUAGUAAACCAGCAGAAAAAUUCAGAGUUCAUCGUGACGCCACAGAAGAAAACUCGGAUCAUAUUAUUAGAGGAUGAUGAUGAUGAUGGUAAUGAAGAUGAUGAAAAAACCAACACUUCGGAGCAAAAGCAACUGGCACCACCAGUUUUCUCCUUUGACAAGCGCCCUAAACACUCUCAAAACCUUCAAGGAAAUCAAAACACAAGUCUCAUGCAGACAAAUUACUCCAAAGGAAAAAAAUUAAAUAACGGAAAGCAAGAUGUCAACACAUCUAAAUUGCUUCCUCAUCAUAAGCGAUCAUCUAGCUAUGGCUCUAACAUGAAGAGUCUCAAUGCUCUUUCUGAACAAAAUAAUCAGUUGGCCUCAGUGCAAUCUGAUCCAGACAUGAGUAUGAUACCAAAUGUAAUAGCCAAGCUGAUGGGUUUGGAUAAUCCGCCAGAGAAAGUGGAAGGGAAAUACACCCAACAGAGGGAUUCCAGUUCUGCACAAAAGAUAGAAGGAAUGACAUUCAAGCAUACUUCAAAAGGAAGUGAGAAGAAGAUGGAACUGAAGAGCAGACAAACAGAGAAUUUGUUACCCCAGAAAAAGCAAAAAGUGAUAGAAGCUUCUACCAUGCCUGCAACCCAGCAUAAGGAGCUUGGUGUUGAUAAAAGUUUGAAUAUGCGGAAGGCCAAAUCUGGGGCGGUCGCUGAUAAUGGAAUAAAAUCAUUGAAAAGCUCAGAUACGGGCAGCAUAAAAAAGAACAAGCAAAAUGACAGUACUAUGAGGGUCAAUUUUAUCAGAGAGAGUCGAAUAGGGGUUCAGGAGAAAGGAAGAAGACAGGAUCACACAACUAACAGAGAACAGAAAGGCACAGUGAAAGGCAGAACCAAUGAUCUAGUUCUAAAUAACAUGCUGAAUCAGAUGGAACAAGUGAAUCGAAGAUCGGAAGUUAAAUCUUUAUUGCAGGAGCAAAAGGAAACCAAUGGAAGCCUUCAUCAAUCUGAAAAGAGACACACAAACAUGCACAUCUUAGCAAAUCAAGAAAUGUCUCAGAAUCAUCUUGGAAUUCAGGAGUCAAGCUUGGUCUUGAAGUACGGGCCUCGGGAAGAGAAGCAUAAUAAAGAACAGCGGCCCCAGCUGAGUGAAAAGCAAAUGUUAAAGGGAAGAUCACAAAGAGGGAGUGAACCUCCAUCCAGUAAUUUAUCCAAACCCCCGCAUGAGUUGUUCAGUUCUCAGAAGAAGCAGCUAUUCGUAAACCAUGUUGUAUCACUUGAGCACAAUUUAGCAGAAAAUUCCGGUGCUGUGAAUUCGGACCGGUCUUCAAUUAGCUACUAUGAUAAUCUAGUCAGAGAUGAAGUCUCCAAUGGCUUACAUAUGCAAAUCAACGAGAUGAAUAAGGAGUCAACUCAGCUUUCCUCUCCAAGAGAUCAAGUCAAGGGAAGGCAGGGCGUCCUGAAAGUGAUGGUUGAAAGAAGUGUCCACAAAAUAGCUGACAAGAAGGUAAAGAAUACUAAAAAGCAUAAAAGUGAUAUGCCAGGAAAGAUUGAUGAGGUGCUGACCCGAAGAAAUGGAAAAAUUCUCCAAAUCCCGAAACAAAUAAAGCAACAGAGUCCCAUUAUGCAACAAGUGAUGCAAAGAACAUCUGACAAGUUUAAUGUCUCAAAAGAAGCUGAGCAAGAAAGGGUGGGCUCCUCCAAAGAAGCAGACACAUGUAUCAUUAGCUCCAAUAGACCAGUAGCUACCACUGAACCAUCGGAAGUGAGAUGCUCACAGGAAUCAGAAGCUUUAAUUUCCAACUAUUUGCAUCAAGGCGUGAAGUCAGUGACAAUCAGAGAUUUGCAAGAUCAAGCUGCUCUUGUGACAGCAGAUGAAGGAUUGGAGUCAGGCCAAAUUGCACCAUGCACCAUGAAUGGAAUGCAUGAAGACAGGAUGAGCAUGAACUCUCACGUACAAGUGCAAGGCAAGAUUUUUUGCCCUAAACCACUCACAGAAAGCGAAAACCGUCUAAAGUGGAACUUGAUCAAGAGUCAGUUAUUCCUCAACACUGCAGAAACAAUUUUCAGAUUUGACAUGCCAUAUAGCACUCCCCUUGGCAGUGGUUGGGAUAAUCAAGACUUAAGCAGCAAACUCAUGUUAGACUGUGGAUAUGAAGUCAUGAAACGAAAAGGGAUAAGACAAGAGUUCAAAGUUCAUCCUUGCUCAAAGGCAUCAACCAGUACCAUUAGAAUUAGAUCCUUAGAUGACUUGGUUAGGCAGCUGAAUGAAGACAUAGAGAAGCUAACAUUAUACGGAAGAAGCAGGAUUUCCCAAGUUGAAAUUGAGGACUACCUUCCUAAAAUGCUAGAAAAUGACGUGUACAAUAAGGAUCCAGAUAUCGACUGUAUGUGGGAGUUGGGUUGGAAUGAUGAUACGUUUGCCUUUAUUGAAACAUAUGAGGCUAUAAGAAACAUGGAAAAGCAUCUUCUUAAUGGACUUUUGGAUGAGAUCACCAGAGAACUUUGGCAUUUUCAAGGACUGACUAUGAUAGCCACUAACUCAGCUGAAUGAGACAGAUACUACCAAAGAAAGGGAAAAAGAAAAAGAGAAUUUGUGUGUAGUUUCUUAUGCGAUUUUUUGAAUUGUAAUUUAUUGCAAGCCUUUUAUUUUAUUUUAUUUCUAUGAUUUCUAGCCUCAUAUAAACCCAUCAAGAAAAUGGUACUUGUUCUUUCCACCAAAGGCAUUUCAAUUUCUGGGAAGGCCAGAGGAACACCCAGAUGUGGAAGGGUGUGCGUGUGCGUUUCAUUUUUCAAGUAGUUGGAAACAUAAAAACUUUUUGGCUA